Lepus europaeus (European hare) is the source of this 7558-nucleotide messenger RNA. RefSeq names its product protein tyrosine phosphatase non-receptor type 4 (gene PTPN4). Gene Ontology annotation, biological process: protein dephosphorylation. Gene Ontology annotation, molecular function: cytoskeletal protein binding; protein tyrosine phosphatase activity. Gene Ontology annotation, cellular component: cytoskeleton; cytoplasmic side of plasma membrane; cytoplasm. The record is from RefSeq and is a predicted model, not a curated record. NCBI's taxonomy places the organism in Eukaryota, Metazoa, Chordata, Mammalia, Lagomorpha, Leporidae. Bases 378 to 3158 code for a protein of 926 amino acids. The transcript has 28 exons.
CUGCAGCCGAGAGGACGCGGCUGGGAUACGAAGAAUCUGUGAAUGAGGAAUUCAGACAGGGCAUAAGAUGGUGACUCUUCUCUGCCCCACAAAAUCUGCUUGUUCAGCUGGGCAUGGAACCCUUGGGGGCUGGAGGUUCCACAUCCAAGAGUGCUUGUUCAUAUGUUUAUUGACUGAAGACUGGGUUCAGAAUGUUGAUGACAGCACUUGAACAAUUCCUCCUGAUGGCUUAGGCUUUUUGCGGCAUGUUAGCUGUGUUCUGAAAGAAAGCAUCCUAUGAGGAACUCUGUAAACGCAAGUCUCAAGACUCCUUACCCACCAGAUUCAAGAGAGAUGACAUUGAUCCUCCCACUCCUGAUGAUCUUGUGUGGACAGUAAUGACCUCACGUUUCCGGUUGCCUGCUGGCAGAACCUACAAUGUACGAGCAUCAGAGUUGGCCCGAGACAGACAGCAUACAGAGGUGGUUUGCAACAUUCUUCUUCUGGAUAACACUGUACAGGCUUUCAAAGUUAAUAAACAUGAUCAGGGGCAAGUUCUGUUGGAUAUAGUCUUCAAGCAUCUUGAUUUGACCGAGCGAGACUAUUUUGGUUUACAGUUGACUGAGGAUUCCACAGAUAAUCCAAGGUGGCUGGAUCCAAACAAACCAAUAAGGAAGCAGCUAAAGAGAGGAUCUCCUUACAGUUUGAACUUUAGAGUCAAAUUUUUUGUAAGUGACCCCAACAAGUUACAAGAAGAAUAUACAAGGUACCAGUAUUUUUUGCAAAUUAAACAAGACAUUCUUACUGGAAGAUUACCCUGUCCUUAUAAUACUGCUGCCCUCUUAGCUUCAUUUGCUGUUCAGUCUGAACUUGGAGACUACAAUCAGUCAGAGAACUUGCCAGGCUACCUCUCAGAUUAUUCUUUCAUUCCUAAUCAACCUCAAGAUUUUGAAAAGGAAAUUGCAAAAUUGCAUCAGCAACAUAUAGGCUUAAGUCCUGCAGAAGCAGAAUUUAAUUAUCUAAACACAGCACGUACCUUAGAACUGUAUGGAGUUGAAUUCCACUAUGCAAGGGAUCAAAGUAACAAUGAAAUUAUGAUCGGAGUGAUGUCAGGAGGAAUUCUGAUUUAUAAGAACAGGGUACGAAUGAAUACCUUUCCAUGGUUGAAGAUUGUAAAAAUUUCAUUUAAAUGCAAACAGUUUUUUAUUCAGCUUAGAAAAGAAUUGCAUGAAUCUAGAGAAACAUUAUUGGGAUUCAAUAUGGUGAAUUACCGAGCAUGUAAAAAUUUAUGGAAAGCAUGUGUAGAACAUCACACAUUCUUCCGUUUGGACAGACCGCUUCCACCUCAAAAGAAUUUUUUUGCACAUUAUUUUACAUUAGGUUCAAAAUUCCGGUACUGUGGGAGAACUGAAGUCCAAUCAGUUCAGUAUGGCAAAGAAAAGGCAAAUAAAGACAGGGUAUUUGCAAGAUCCCCAAGUAAGCCCUUAGCACGAAAAUUAAUGGAUUGGGAAGUAGUAAGCAGAAACUCAAUAUCUGAUGACAGAUUAGAAACACAAAGCCUUCCAUCACGGUCUCCACCUGGAACUCCUAAUCAUCGAAAUUCUGCGUUCACGCAAGAGGGAACCCGGUUACGACCGUCUUCAGUUGGCCAUUUGGUAGACCAUGUGGUUCAUACUUCCCCAAGUGAAAUUUCUGUGAAUCAGCGAUCUCCAUCUUCAACACAGGCCAACAGCAUUGUUCUGGAAUCAUCGCCAUCACAAGAGACCCCUGAAGAUGGACAGCCUCCAGCUUUACCACCAAAACAAUCUAAGAAAAAUAGUUGGAACCAAAUUCAUUAUUCGCAUUCCCAACAAGAUCUGGAAAACCAUAUUAGUGAAACAUUUGAUGUCCCAUCUUCCCCUGAAAAGUCUACUCCGAAUGGUGGUAUUCCACAUGAUAAUCUUGUUCUCAUCAGAAUGAAACCUGAUGAAAAUGGAAGGUUUGGAUUCAAUGUAAAGGGAGGUUAUGAUCAGAAAAUGCCUGUGAUUGUGUCCCGAGUAGCACCAGGAACACCUGCUGACCUCUGUGUCCCUCGAUUGAAUGAAGGGGACCAAGUUGUACUCAUCAAUGGUCGAGACAUUGCAGAACAUACUCACGAUCAGGUGGUCCUGUUCAUUAAAGCUAGCUGUGAGAGACAUUCUGGGGAGCUCGUGCUGCUUGUGAGACCUAACGCUGUAUAUGAUGUAGUGGAAGAAAAGCUGGAAAAUGAACCAGACUUCCAGUACAUUCCUGAGAAAGCCCCACUGGAUAGUGUCCAUCAGGAUGACCAUUCCCUACGGGAGUCAAUGCUGCAGCUGGCUGAGGGGCUUAUCACUGGAACAGUCCUGACACAGUUUGAUCAACUAUAUCGGAAAAAACCUGGAAUGACAAUGUGUUGUGCCAAAUUACCUCAGAACAUUUCCAAAAAUAGAUACAGAGAUAUUUCGCCUUAUGAUGCUACACGGGUUAUUUUAAAAGGUAGUGAAGACUACAUCAAUGCAAACUAUAUAAAUAUGGAAAUUCCUUCUUCAAGCAUUAUCAAUCAGUACAUUGCUUGCCAAGGGCCUUUACCACACACUUGUACAGAUUUUUGGCAGAUGACCUGGGAACAAGGCUCCUCCAUGGUUGUUAUGUUGACCACACAAGUAGAACGUGGCAGAGUUAAAUGUCACCAAUAUUGGCCAGAACCCACAGGAAGUUCAUCCUAUGGAUGCUACCAAGUCACCUGCCACUCAGAAGAAGGGAACACUGCCUAUGUCUUCAGGAAGAUGACCCUACUUAACCAAGAGAAAAAUGAGAGUCGUCAACUCACUCAGAUCCAGUACAUAGCCUGGCCUGACCAUGGAGUUCCUGAUGAUUCAAGUGACUUUCUGGAUUUUGUUUGUCAUGUCCGAAAUAGUAGGGCUGGCAAGGAAGAACCUGUUGUUGUCCAUUGCAGUGCUGGAAUUGGAAGAACAGGGGUUCUUAUUACUAUGGAAACAGCCAUGUGUCUCAUUGAAUGCAAUCAGCCAGUUUAUCCACUAGACAUUGUAAGAACAAUGAGAGAUCAACGAGCCAUGAUGAUCCAAACACCUAGUCAAUACAGAUUUGUGUGUGAAGCUAUUUUGAAGGUUUAUGAAGAAGGCUUUGUUAAACCCUUAACAACAUCAUCACAUAAAUGAGAAAGCAGAAGGUCUGGGAUGUGUAUUGGAAAACUGCUCUGCAGUGUAGUCACUGUGCCGUGGUACUGCUCACAGGAAAUGGCAUCUAACAAAGACAAAAUGAAGAACUCAGAAAACUGAAAAUUUCAGCACUGUUGCACUUUAUGUUUAAAAAAUGUCACUCUUUCAAAAUCUGUAACUCAUGUGUUUGAAGACUAUUUCAUGCUUUGCUCCGAACAAAUAGUGAAUAACUGAGUAUGUUCAGGGUAACGUGUGAAACGCUGUGGUGGUGCCAUGCAGUCCCUUUCUAGUAGAAUCGCCACAAACAAGGCUGAGAAUUCUCAUCUCUGUCAUGCACCUGAAUCUUGAAAGCAAAAAGAAGUAAGCGUCAGCAGUCAGCUCUGGUCUUUCCCAGCAGUUCAUGGACUGCACUGAUUACCAGAUUUUCUUUUUCAAAUGUUAGCAAUAUCAUUCUCAACAUUAGCCAGUACACUGCCUAUGGAUGCAGCACGUCUUUCCCUGCGCGGCCCCUGUAGAGACCUGCUGUUCAGAAGAAGGGUGGAGUUUGCUGUUCCCAGGAAAUGCUGCACAUUGUCCAUUUACCAGCAUCUUACAGAAAGCAUAAAUACGAAUCUACAGAUUUUCUUGGAUUUAGUAAUGUAACCUAUAUUUACCAUAAGGUUGGCUUAUUCCAAAUCAUGUGAUUUCACAUACUUGAUGUAAAGGAAUGCAUGCAUGUGUCUUAACCCCUUAAGUGCCUUGAGACGUCUUUGUAUGUCUAAUGAAAAGGCACUCAUUUGACCCUACUAGGAGGUAUGUGUGUAUAUUGUACAUUCUGACAUUUUUAUGCAUUUUGAGUAAGUUCACAUUUUUAAAAACAGCUUCUUGUAUUGAGAGUUAUGCAGUCAAAGAAGGGAAAGGAAAUUCUACUUCUUAUUCAGUACUUGUAUUUUGCCAUAAGAAGCAAAGAUAAUUGUGCUACUGAGUGUGCGCUCUGCUGCUAUGGAAUUGUUCAAAAUCGGCACAUUCCUUUACUAAGGGACAGGGAUUACAGUUUAGCAGCUCAACUUAAAAAGAUGCUUUACUCGAAUUUCAUAUUUAUUUUAGUCCCAAGUUUGGAAAUGACAUCUAACUUGCAUAUGACAGUUAAACUUUUGGUACUCUGAGCUAAAGUUAGAGAAUGACUACUUAAUUGUGAUUCAUUCCUAUCCAAAGCCAAAUUAUUACUCUGCAGCACUCAUGUCUGUUACAGUCACCGUUCUUCACACUGGCCUAUAGCUUGGGAUUCAGUAACUGAGAAAUGAAACAUGACGGAAUACUUUAUCAUGUUCAUCCUUCAAUAACUAAAAUUAAGGUUUUCUUGUCAUUGUUGUGUAUGAUUAAAUUACUCCAGUUUUUAUAUAGAUAGAUAGAUAGAUAACUUACUAAGUUAUGAGCAUGUUGAUAAAGAGACUCUGAUUGUCCAGCGUGAUCGAGGAUCUGCUGAACAAGGCUCUGGUUCCUGUUAAGGAUGUGGAUAUUUUCCUCCUCAGGUUUUUUCUUUUUAAGUCUCCAGAGAGGACUUUUGCAUUGCCCAGUUUGAUCGCCCAGUCAAACGUAACUUACACAAUCAUUUUACGUGGAUUGUGUUUAAAAUAGAUUGAUUUUUCUAGUGGUUCCUGAAUAUUUCUAUAUAGUCCUGACAAAGUUUAGAAUGAAAUGGUAGAUAUAGAUAUUUUGCAAUGCUUUUUCGUAUGAGGCAAAAAAAAAGUACACUAAUAGGUCUUCAGUGUAAUCUAAAUUAUGUCACUUCACAUAUUUAAAAUCCAUAAUAAAAUAUUUCAGGAAGUUAAGCUCCUAAACAUUAAUAGCCAAGAUACCAAUACCAGAUAAGCUAUUAUUUUGUCUUUUUUAAAGAAGUAAACAUAAAAUUCUAUUACCUAUUUCUUCAUUUCACAAUCAAUACAGUACAGUAAAUUAAUUAUAGUCUUAUUUGAACAUACCAUUGUCUACCAACAGAUAAAUGUAAUUUAGGCUGCUGUAAACUGGCAAGUUGAAAAGUGAACAAGUAAAUUAUGUUGAGGGCCUACAUAUUAAGUAACUGUUUUGGCAGUGUUUCAUCUAAAUUCAGUAUCUGUACCUGAGUGACAGAACGCGACAGCCAGAGGUAGAAAGAUGGCAGUGGUGUAGGAGGCAGCAGGUGGAUGGCAUGAGUGGCCUGCUUUUCCAUUUAGGGCUGUGUUUACCCUGCUAAGGGCAACUCAAACUGCUGGCAGUGAAUCAUUAAUGCCUGUCUUUAAAUGACCGUGUAGUAGAAGUUUAGACAAUUUAAAUAUCUCAUGCGUGGAUUUCUCAACCCAGAGCCACUUCUCUCUCAGUAUUUUUAUGUACAGAAAAAAAUCCUUUUUUAGAAGUAUAUUAGGAUCUUAAAUUUAAAAUAAAUUAUCCUUCACAACUUCUUAAAAUGAACGUGCUAUGCUUCCAUAAGAUUGCAUCUGUUACCACUAGGAGGUUUCUCACCUGUUUCUCAGUUUAAAUUGGUUUCUAGAACUAAUCCUGGCUUUCAUACACAACGUGCUUCUGGACUCCACCUUUGCCAGUGUACUGUUGUGUAAUAAAGUGCCAGGCUUUCUAGGUCUGGGCUGCUCGCUGCUCUUCCAACUGCCCCUUCCGCCUCAACCCUGGUAACCCCAACUCACGCAGGAAGUCAGUGCUAACUUUCAUUCUGAGAAGUGGAAAUCAGUACCGGGUAAUCAAGGAGCUUUUGUCGAUUCUAAGAAAUGUUUGGGGAACCUUCCCCCUGAUUUAAGCUGGUUUUUUUUUUUUGGUUCCGACUGAACAUUUGAUUUCUGUCAGCACUGUGUGGCUAGGACAAGGGACAUUUUGGAUUAGACUUUACAUUCACAAGAAGAAGAAUUGGUUGUAUUUGUUAAACCACUGAUUGCAUUCAAAUUGAAGCAGAGUAAACAGUCUGCAAAAUAACUUUUGUCUGAUCUGCUAGGACGGGUUGGGGGGAGGGUUGAUUUUGAUUAAGAGUGAAGAGGACAUUUAUUAUUAUUAUAUGAAAACUAACUGCAAAUAAAAUGGUAUAUAAAGCCAUUAAGGAAGUUGCUUGAAGGUGUCAACUAAUAUAUAUAUUAAUAUAUAUAUAAAUACUUCAGUGCAUUUAUUUAUGUGUGUUUUCACAAAGCCAUGUGACCACAGAGAAACAGGAUUAUUUUAACUACAGGAUCUGAUCAAGUCUAAUCAGAUAUCUGUGCAAAAGUCUCCAGUCUCCUGUCUCCACUACAAGUACUGCAACUUUGGAGCUAAAAGGAACUUGAAAGAUUUUAUGCAAUAUCCACUCCCCUGACUGCUGCAGGCCAGAACCAGAGGUCCUGCAAUGGUAAUUGAUUUAGCAGUCUGGUCUUCUACAAUCUGUUUCCUCAUUCUCAGUGUAGUGUUUUUUGUAUUAUACUAGACCCUCAGUAAAUUAUAGCCUAGUUAAUAUCAAAUUGUGAAUUUUAGUCUCUUUCAGCUUGAGAAACAUACUCUGGCAGUGUUCUCACUUCAUAACCAUGACCUUAGAGGAUAUCACGUAAGUUAGAAAUAAGUAGACUUCAAAAGUGUCCCCAAUUAGGACCCUGAUUCAGUGUGCCAGUCAUGCUUCCCUGACAAGACAUAGGCUUUUGUAAAGUGUUUAGGCCAACACACACGCAGCAAUGAAAACAUUCUCGACUCGUUAGAAGACUAGCUUUUAAAAGCACUUAAAACAUAGACUUAGAAUAUGUGUCCAACUUAACAUGAGGUCGUUUCUGCUCAUAAUAUGAACAUGGAGUAGAAUUAAAGCAUUACUUGUUUCAUGAUCUUAGCAGGAGAGGAGAAGGAAACAUGAAUUUGUAACAGUGCUAUUUAAUAUCUGCAUUUUUAAUAUUUAAAAUAUUCUAAUGGUAAGGUUGCCAAAGUGGUUUUGAAUUCACAAAAAAUAUUUAUACCACAAUAAUGUGAGGAGUGUUUACCGGCUCUUUUGUUUUUUAGUAAUUAUUUUGUAGUACAGGUGAAUUUGCAUUGAAGUCACUUGUAGUAAAUACUUUAUGGUGAAUAUUUGUUGAGAUAAACUUCUCAGUAAUAUGAUAAGACAUAGAUAAAUGAUGCCACUGCCUGCUUUUAUGUAAGCUACCGCAUCAAGAGAAUAAAUACUUUUGUCUUGGUGUUGCUUACCACCCACAUUCGUUUCAGCUAUCCUACCACAAUUUCUAGAACCAUGUUUCUGUGGUGCUUACAAUAAGUGAAAUAGCUGUGUUAUUUAAAACCAACUGGAUUAAUUUUACCAAAUAUCAGAAUAGUUGAUCUAUUGGCAAAGACUUAUUGGUGUCUUGAUGUGAUCACAAUUCACAUUGUAGCAACUGUUUUAUAAAAUUCCUAGAGAAUUAUAUAUAUAUAUAAAGUAAUUUACAUAAUCC